ACUCAUUGAGUCAUAAAGAAAAGGUAUUUGUGUCUUUUCACUUUAUCCAUCAUAACCACCCAAUCCUAGAGACCUUUCCAAUUCUUAUUUAUAAAAACCAGCCUAAUCUGUUAAAUCAGAAACCUUGGUUAUCAAAUUAAGAAAAGAGUCAAAAUGAAGUUGCUCCAAUGGGUGCAUCGAAAACUUCGGCAGAAUAAUACUGAUCCCUUCAAUGAUUCAGCACUUGGAAAUCCUUGUGCCUCUCUUACAGUGCAGCUACCACUUGACAACCAAUACUCUCAAACAAAGCCAAGCUUCAGUUCCAUUAACCAACCCCGUUUCCUAAAGCCGCACCAUCAGGAAACUCAAACAUCUUGGUGCAGAGAAGAAGAUAAAUCACAAGAAACAUUUACAGUCAUCUCUGAGCUCUUUGAAGGCUUUCUGACAAUUGGAACACUUGGUGCAGAGGCAGUUACCAAUGAGCCAGCAACACCAACAUUUGCCACGCCUUUAGAAAACAUACCUAAAGAUGCAGACGUGACAGAGACUGAACUGAAGUUCAUAAGUUACGAGCUUGAGAAAUUCCUUGAGACUGAAGAAGAAAGUUUCUAUGAAUCAUCAGGAAGAAACAGCCGUCUUAGCAACAUCACACUUAGCGGAAAGCAAACAGAUGGAUCUGAAGCUGAAGAUUGUGGAAACAAGGAUGCGUGUCCACUUCAAGGAUAUUUAUUGGGGUCGUCAUUCGAAAUACGAGACAAAGUAGAAGUGAAGAAAGAGAGGGCAUCACUUGCUGAGCUAUUUCAAAGGACAAAGAUAACAAAUGAAGACUAUAUAGAGACAGGAGUAAAAGAGACACAAGUCAAGCAAGCACGUAAGUCUCCCAUGCAUAUUAUGAAAAAGAUGAUGAAAAUGGUCCACAGUUCCUCAAAAAACUGUAAGACCUCUGGGAAUAUUGCUGAAUCUACUACAAGCAAUACAAAGCUCAGUAAGGUUCUACGUAAGUUUCACAGAAAAGUCUAUCCCGAAGACACCAUAAAUGCAAAAAGUGUUACUAAAUCCCACAAAGGUAAGAUUAAAAAUCUUCCUCGUGACUGCUACGAUGAGUAUGAUAAUGGAGACACCCCAAACCCAGAUAGCAAGUCAAAAAAGUGGUCUAAACACUGUGAGACCAACUGGAACCCACCGCAAGAUGGCCUAAGUUGCAGUGGUAUGACUGGGAACAAUGAGCACUGGAUCAAAACAGAUGCUGAGUAUUUGGUGCUGGAGCUGUAGCAACUUAUGCUGAAUGAAAGUGUUAAUAUAUUGAGCCUCUAUAAGAGACAUCUCAAGAGUCGUAUUUCAUAGUGUGAUCGUGUUAUGCAUGUACUUUGGAGUGGAAAAUGAUAAUGCAUUCAAUAAAUCUGUGAGUUUCAUGAAAGCUUCAAAAUAAGUAGACACUCUGCAGUCAAACUUACUUGAAAGCUAGCAUGUGAACUGUUAGGCUA
This is a messenger RNA of Trifolium pratense (red clover), 1463 nucleotides long. RefSeq names its product protein LAZY 1. NCBI's taxonomy places the organism in Eukaryota, Viridiplantae, Streptophyta, Magnoliopsida, Fabales, Fabaceae. The transcript has 5 exons. Gene Ontology annotation, biological process: regulation of auxin polar transport; gravitropism. The record is from RefSeq and is a predicted model, not a curated record. The coding region runs from base 154 to 1251 and encodes 365 amino acids.